Messenger RNA from Momordica charantia (bitter melon), 3060 nucleotides. Its product is annotated as NADH-ubiquinone oxidoreductase chain 2. NCBI's taxonomy places the organism in Eukaryota, Viridiplantae, Streptophyta, Magnoliopsida, Cucurbitales, Cucurbitaceae. The record is from RefSeq and is a predicted model, not a curated record.
AAUCGAAGUUCUCUUCCGGUCAACUGUCCACCCAGUCAAGUGCAAAAAACACAGUAGAAUCACGCAAGGCACGCAGCUGGUGUGCUUCCUGCCCGCGAGGAAAGAAAGAAGAGCGACAGGGUUGAGUUCAGAUUUGACUGUUUGCAGCAUGGGAGCGGAUUACCCAAAAAAUCCCUAGGAACAAUGAAAAAAAAGAUAUCUCGGUAACGAAAACUAUGGGGGGCUGUAUUGGCGAGAUCCAACGGUGAACAGCUGCCCAAAAGAAAAACCGCCYGGAAGUCCGAGGACCUUUAGUACCGUACCCUACCCCCAAACCAGCAGCCUUCGCGCCAAGCAAGACCGCCCUUGUCCCUUUCCUUUCUCCAUUCCGCCUCCUUCUUUCUUAGCUUUGUUCCAAUCGAGUCUAAGGCAAAGCAAAAGUGGUUCGUAYACCUAUUUUUUUACCUACUUGACGAAAGGGAACGAACUUUGUUUCGUUUCCGGGUUUAUGGAUUAUUGGAUUCAGUCAGCUAAACUCAUUCCUUUUUAUUAUGUUGUGACGCUUUGGUUACCGGCGAACGCUUCCAAAGGCGACCCUCUCGAGUUUCCGGCGGUUUCCUAGAUUGAAGUAGCCUUUCGUCAUCCUACCAAACGAAAGAAGUCACUAUCAAGCAGCGAGCCCUUAUUAGUUUAGUUUAGUAAAGUCAAGCUCCAAAAAACGAGAGAUUAACCUGCGGUGCGCUACGCCCGGCAACUCAUCAAGCAAUUUCUUUGCGCUUUCAUUUCAGUGAUGAGGUCGCAAAGAGGGAAGUAGGGCUCCUAUUGACKAAAGGUGGAUUCUUCGCUUUCCUUUAGAAUGAAAGUCGCUAUGAAGCCCCUACUACUUACUUUUUACUUUGUUUGAUUCAAAAGGCGAACAGCCCCCCCAACUAGUCGUAUGAGGUGGGGUGCUUGUGGUAAGCUGCUUUGGAUAUGAGGAAUUCCUAAAAAAAAGGCAAAGUCCGGUAUUUGACGAAGAUCUUUCGAUCAAUAGAUAGGAUUUAGUGUUYGAUAUAGGGGAUAGGAUCCAUCUGCUCUUUCUUUCUCAAUUUUUUUUAGAGAGAUAUAACGAUAUAAAAAAAAAUCGGGAGAUGAUAAAGAAUACAUAGACAUCUAAAGGGAUGUCUAUUCUAUUCCUCUUUUUUUUUUCAGUGCAAGACAGGAAAGCGCCCUCUUUUUGUCAUCCCUGCAGCUUUCCAGAUUUUGUAUUGAACGCAUGGCGUAGCUAGGACCUUCAAAUCAUGUUUGAGCCUAUGUUCAAACCAAACCCACCCCUAUUUGUUUGUUUGAAUAAGGCUAGAAAGAAUGCCCGCCAAGUUCAGAUAAGGAAAUGCUUCCCCCAACCAUUAAAGGAAAGGCUCGACRAAGGGAGGGGAAGGAAAACGCUUUCGGAGAUCGAGAUUGGAUUUCUUUUUCAUCAAAAACGAAGAAGGCCGAGGAUGGCCUACGGUGCGUGUUAUCUGAAGGGAACACGCUUUUUCGACCGCGGUGGUAUGAUUGCCGGGCCCUCUCCUCGUUCCGCCCGCUGGCCUAUUAGGUAGGAUAGCUGUCUUCGGGCUUUGCCUGCCCUUUCUCAUAAAGAAUUCCGGCUUGGCCCGGGAAAGCGCUGGCAACAACAGAAAGGAAGGGGUCCAUGUAGCUGCUGCGCCCGCCCCCUUCUUAGUCAAUGGGGCAGCAGGUUCGGCAUCCACUAGAAAAGAGAGAAUCCACUUCAGAUAACCACGCCUCUGCGUGGCAGCGUGUGGAAUGGCCGAGAGCGGACCUUUUUGGAUAUAUAAUCCAAGUCGAGAGUGGAGUUACGGAAACAGCCGUCUGAUGGAAAACGACUUUCACGUUCGAUUCAGAGAGCACUUUUUUCGUUCAGAAUUCCUCGUUCCCUUUCGUGUGAAUUCCCCAGCGGUGAAUUCGAAACUUGUGGGGCCCUAUCUAUUCCAUCUCUCAAGCCCCGAAGAAAACCCCCUCCCCUUCGGACUCCAUAUCUCUUUUGACUCUAUAUAUGUGGGCACCUGAUAUCUAUGAGGGUUCACCCACCCCGGUUACAGCAUUCCUUUCUAUUGCGCCUAAAAUCUCUAUUUUUGCUAAUAUUUCACGUGUUUCUAUUUAUGGUUCCUAUGGAGCUACAUUGCAACAAAUCUUCUUUUUCUGCAGCAUUGCUUCUAUGAUCUUAGGAGCACUGGCCGCCAUGGCCCAAACGAAAGUCAAAAGACCUCUAGCUCAUAGUUCAAUUGGRCAUGUAGGUUAUAUUCGUACAUGUUUCUCAUGUGGAACCAUAGAAGGAAUUCAAUCACUACUAAUUGGUAUCUUUAUUUAUGUAUUAAUGACGAUAGAUGCAUUCGCCAUAGUUUUAGCAUUACGGCAAACCCGUGUAAAAUAUAUAGCGGAUUUGGGCGCUCUAGCCAAAACGAAUCCUAUUUCGGCUAUUACCUUCUCCAUUACUAUGUUCUCAUACGCAGGAAUACCCCCGUUAGCCGGUUUUUGUAGCAAAUUCUAUUUGUUUUUCGCCGCUUUGGGUUGUGRGGCUUACUUCCUAGCCCCAGUGGGAGUAGUGACUAGCGUUAUAGGUCGUUGGGCGGCCGGAAGGUUGCCACGAGUAAGUCCGUUUGGGAGACCGAAGGCAGUUCUCCGUGCACYGGACACGUAGCUUACCGAAUCAGUUGCGACACGGAUGGGAAUGCAUGCUCCGAAAGAUAGGGUCGAGUCUGAUACAUCAACCGUCUACUCAAUAUCCUUGUACGAGUCCACAAUCACUACACGAGAUGAACCUUGGUUUGGUGAAUUGAAGUUGGCCUUAGGUGUAAUAGGACUCCCAGUUACUGCGCGCGAUCGUAUACUGAGGUGCUCCCCGCCGGUUGUUGGAACGACGCGAGCCGGGCCUCGAUUCAGAAAGAUGAAGGGCCAAAAAGUCGAAAUAGGGGGUUACUAAUUCCCCAUCUCAUUGGGGGCGGAAAACGAAUCGACAUCUCGAUGUGAGACAGCCUUUUCAAUUUGAGUUGGGAAAGAACGGCGAAGUCCAUCCGAACCGUCCAAUGAAGAAUAAGAGGA